CGGUGUUGUCGACUUCACUCCCUACGCACCAAUCUUCCACGCACUCUACGCCUCCUCCCGCGUUGUUCUUCCCGGUCUCUCCCGUAGCCCCUCCCUCUUCAUUUACCCUCAUCGCAAUGCCCGUGGACUCACCGCACCCUCAGAAGCUCUUCCCGCAAGUCCCUUGCGUCUAGAACAUCUCAUCUCGCGUCUCCAAGUUUCUUACCAACUCACCACCAAGGCCAAAUU
Messenger RNA from Rodentolepis nana, 228 nucleotides. The record is from the annotation of a GenBank genome assembly. NCBI's taxonomy places the organism in Eukaryota, Metazoa, Platyhelminthes, Cestoda, Cyclophyllidea, Hymenolepididae.